Solea senegalensis (Senegalese sole) is the source of this 5751-nucleotide messenger RNA. RefSeq names its product von Willebrand factor A domain-containing protein 7-like. The transcript has 19 exons. The coding region runs from base 2440 to 5619 and encodes 1059 amino acids. Lineage: Eukaryota; Metazoa; Chordata; Actinopteri; Pleuronectiformes; Soleidae. The record is from RefSeq and is a predicted model, not a curated record.
UUUGUAUCCUAGUGUUUUGUGAGCCAGGAAGGAAAAGGUAUUUGAAGCGUACAGAAACCAUAACCAUGUAUAGGACCUCUUCCAGGUGAAGGUCCAUUCCACAGCAUCUUGGUUGCUGGAUCCAGUCUCCUGUGGUCUUGGUCUCCUCAUAACCGAGGCUCUCCUUCUGCGAGGAGGGGCCGGGCCACUGGUCCUGUUCCUCUGCCCAGCCUGACCAGCAUAUUCUCCCUGUGCAUCACCCCAGCUCACCCAAAUCCUCUCCUCACCUUUUAGGAAAUCAGCCACUACUCUGAAAUACUCCAGAACAGCAGUGUGACUCCAGAAACCUCCACCCACCUCCUCAUUAUUGCUCUCUCCCUUCAUCUUUUCUUGGUCUUCAAUGGUGAAUCCACAGUGCCCUCCUCUAUCCAUCAACGCCAGAAAGAAGUAAGGGUUGCUCUGGAAAUGAGGGAUGGGUAAAGUGUUGACAUGCGGGAGAAGAGGGUCGUCACUGCUGCAGAUACAGAGCACCGGCACGUCCACCUCAUCUGCAUCCCUUAGUGGUUCAUUCCUCUCCCAGUAGCCGUCCCAGUCCUUAGCCGGGAAAGCCCUUUCGCCCAGCAUCCACGCUGCCGAGGGCGCCACAUCCCAAGUGUGAUGAGGACGUGGGUUCAGUCUCGAGUUUAAAUUAUUUGUUAAUUGGUGCUGAUCCUGGGCUGAAGAGCAGAACAGAGUUUCUUCAAAGUCUCUGAGGGAGGAAGAGCGGAGAGCCUGGUCCACGUCCACGACUGCUCUGAAGGAAUUUGUGUAUCUGAAACAUUUUUUUAUACAUUAACACUCUUUCCAUUUUUUUCCCCCUACUCUUGUUCAUCUCACCUACUGAGCUGCAAUUUACGGAGAAACAGCGCCCCCCAGCGAUACAUGGCAGGCAUGGGUGUCUCAAACCACAUUUGGCCCAGAAGCACAGGUGAGAUGGCUGCAGCUGCUGUCAGGUAUGUGCUUGAUCCACAUUCACCCAAGUAAGAGAGGAGAACGCCUUAACCUGAACCCUCACUCACUGCCACCAGCACAGAGGACGGGUGGCACCUGUGGACAUAAUUCACCACCUUUAAAAUGUAGGAAAUCAAUGUGUAUAUUCAAAGUUUUCUAAAAAAUUAAGUUGUGCUAUGAGUGAGUAUAAUAUUAUGAGCAUAAAGUCAUAAUUAUUAUUCAAGCAAAAGAUGAGGACAGCCGAGCAUUUUAUUAAAGAUAUAUUUUGUGGUGUGCUUCACAAAAAUCGAAUCUUCUGUCACAUCAGCACCACAUGAUGCAUGAUGAGUCACACAGACUUUGUCACGAUCAUCUCUUUUGUCGUCAUCAUCAAUCAUCUCUUUUCUAUUGAAUUACAAUACUUACCCAAGUAUCACAAUCCAACUGAGUCAUGACAAAAGCAUCUAAUCUCAGCCCAACUAUGAUGUACCAAGAGUUUCAGCACACUUCCUGAUACGUUAAGCUUUCCAACAAUGUCUAAUACAUGAAAAUCUGAAAUUACUUGAAGAAGGGGGGGCCAUUUGAAUGUCGGCACUCCUCAAACUGGUUUAGGUUUAGAAUUUUAGCCUCAAAGAUUUACACCUUCUGGGAGCCAAGUGACUGUAUCAUCACAUUUAUGUCGUCCUACCCCAUCCCGGUCUAGCCGCCGGUGACAUCUGAUAUCCUGAUAGCCCACAGGACCGAAACCAUUGUAGUAGUUUGAACAAUGGUUAUCAAUUGCAGGUCUAGGGAUAUUAUCUCCCUUUCCAAAGCACGUCGGAGAACUACAGUGUCUAUCCCAAAACAGAAAGGGUGUUAUUAUCCUUCAUUUGUGCGUGCUGUGAUGACCCCGCCCAUGUUGAGGGAGGUAUUACAGUAAUGGAAAACGACGUGACUUAUGCACAGUUUUCUCUUGGUACCUGCUCAAGAUCAUUUGGGUCUCCAAACUCAGUCAGUCGUGCUGUGGUCAGCGGGCAUCCCGCCGUGCCGCAGGUGGUGAAACACUGCACCAUAAAAGCCCUGAUGCAUUGCCUGAUGGGCCAGUGCCUUUAAGUGGGGGGUCAUCCCCACCCAUGACUGACGGAUGAGGAGGACAGGAGGUGUCGAUGUGAAGCAGCCGAGGGUCUUUCCCCCCAGCUGAUGUUCCUUCCUGCCGUCCCACCUUUUCCUCGCAAACCUUCUCACCCCAUCUUGUGCCCACAGCCCAAUCCAAGGCUACAAUCCCCCCAUCUCGCAGUAGCAGGUUCUCUCUUGUGAACUGUAUCGUGUCCUCAAGUUGACCACACAGCAGGCUGCACAGAGUCUGGACUUGGGGAUCCCCUUUGGGCCAGGGAGCCAGUCUCGGCCUGGCCAGAGAGCCACAGUGCUGAGUCAAAUAUUUGGCCAAUGCGGUGGAUUUGCAGAUGAGCCUGGGUUCUUCUUCAGUCCUCACAGGUCACCCUGUCCAGUGACAUGUGGCGGCCCAGUGGACAACCAGGCACAGCAGGAAAAGAAAGAGAGAAAUGGCUCCUCCCCGGACAUGGGAUGUUAAAAAGUGAAGCAUCCCCAAUGAAGUUUUUCAUUUCCACAAGCGCAUUGAGAGCUGAGGUACACCUGAAUGGUCGUUGUGCAGAAAUGAGGUGGUUUUCUGCGCUGUGUCUCCUGCUCCUGCAGACUGGGGCUCAUGGAUUUGACCUAAAUGAACAAGACACAUCGCUGAGUCAUCAGGAGAUCACUGAAGCUGCACUCUUAAAGGUCACAUUGGAGGUUUGCCAUGCGGUGGCCAAGGCCGUAGGCAGAUACAUCAAAGAGCCUUCAGGGUCUCUGACUGCUACAAAGGUUGCCGUUGCAUGUGAAGCAGAACAAUCUUCCAAAUCUUUCAGCAAUGCUAUCGAAGUGAUCAAAGACGAGAAUGUGGGAGUCGACCAGCUUUUUUUCUGGAGCUCCCAUCACCACUUUGAUGCUGAACAAUUUACAAAGGGAAAGAAACUGGUCACGGAUGGCAUCGCCGCUGUGAAGGCCAACAACAAACUCCAAAAAUAUGAAGCAGCAAGAGAGAGACUGGGACAGUUAUUCCACACUUUACAGGAUUUCUACAGUCACAGUAACUGGGUGGAAAUUGGAAACAAGAAUCCAAAUACCAAUCUGAUCAAAGUUAACGCGGACAUUGGAAAAACAGCAGAUAAAGACAGAGCGACCUGUCGGAGCUGUGUUGGAGACGACUGCAAGAACAACAUUUUGGAGGAUAUCUUAAAGGAAAAAAUUCUGACCACAGGAUAUUUUGAUGCUGUUCCUCCAUCCAGCAAACCUGCAGGUAAAUGCAGCCAUGGAGGUAAAUUUGAUAGAACAAGAAAAAUGGACCCUAAAGGUGGGAUCAACAAAGACACACUUGAUUCUGAACAUGGACAUCUUCACAAUCAAGCAGCAAACAUGGCCAUAGCUGCAACCAGUGAAGUACUGCAGGACGUUCGAGCAGCUGCUGGUGACAAAGAAUUCCUACAGAUGAUGGGAAUCAAAAAAGGAAAACCUCUUUGCUUUGUGAUUGACACCACAGGAAGCAUGGGCAAUGACAUUUCCACAGUGAGAACUAUCACCGCUGCUAUAAUUGACAGUAAAGCGGGAACAGAUGACGAGCCUUCAGAUUAUGUUCUUGUACCAUUCAAUGAUCCAGACUAUGGUCCACUGACAAGGACCACAAAUGCAGAUGACUUCAAGAAUGCCAUCUAUUCAUUGUCAGCAGAUGGUGGAGGAGAUUUCGCAGAGAUGAGUCUUUCAGGAAUUCAGUUGGCUUUAACUGGUUCUCCUCCAGGUUCUGAGAUUUACGUCUUCACAGAUGCAUCUGCUAAAGAUGGGUACCUGUUAGGCAGAGUGCUCGCACUCAUAGAGCGAACCAAAUCAGUGGUGACGGUCCUGAUUACUGGCUCCCUGGGUUUACGUCGUCGAAGAGAAACUCUUGAGGACAAUCCCCUAGGCUCCGUGUACAAACAGCUGGCCGAAGCUUCAGGAGGUCAGGCUAUUCAGGUCUCCAAAAGUGAGCUGGCUGAGGUCACCAGCAUUAUAACAGAUACCUCCAGUUCCUCUGUGGUCAAGCUUCUUCAAGCUUCCCGGAAUGCUGGAAACCCCGAUAAUUUCACAUUUUCGGUGGACGAUUCAGUGAAGAACCUGACGAUGUACAUCACAGGGCGCUCUCUCGCCUUUACUAUCACCAGUCCUUCAGGUGUAACUCAGAGCAGCACUGACACGACCGGACCACUGGUCGUUUCAUCCAGCACAGUCGGAAACUUCCAGACUGUGAAGCUAAACACACAAGUGGGUGUGUGGAAAGUUGAAAUGGUGUCAACAAGUGCCUACAAUCUGAAGGUCGUGGGUGAGAAUCACAUUGACUUCCUGUUUACCUUUUUGAAGGAUUCAGAGAGCCCAUAUGGAGGUUUAGAGGUCUUAUCUAAUCGUCCAAGAUCUGGUGAAAAUAUUACCUUGAGGGUGACAGUAACCGGGAGUGACUCCGCCACAGUGACAGAAGUAACUCUGGUUGAAUUUUUCAAGUCAGUGAUGGUGAACGGCAGCGUGGAGGAUCAAGGUAAAGGGGUCUUCCACGUUCGAUUUGACACAAUACCAUCAGAUGAUUUUGUGGUGUUGGUGAUGGGACAGACCAACACCAGCUCCACCAGAAAUAGUGCCACAUCCUUCCAAAGGCAGUCAUCCUCCUCUAUCAAGGCUUCUGCUGUGUCAGUUAGCAUUACUCUUCCAAACAGGGUUGCAGAACCAGGAGUAUCCUUUUCUGUUCCUUUCUCUGUGUCGACCAGUGGGACGGGAGGAACCUUCACCAUCGCAGCUACUAAUGACCAAGGUUAUAGCUCAUCUUUCCCGCCCAGUUUAUCCCUGCCGACUGGAGGCAGUGCUAACAGCACGGGAACAAUCACAGCACCGCCUGACACACCGUCUGGUACUGACGUCACCCUGACCAUUGAGGCUACUUCUCCAGGCGGGGACACCAACUAUGUCGUGCUGCGUUUAACCGUCCUUGUCCCGGUGACUGAUGUCACUGCACCAGUGUGUCAGCUGUCCAAUGUGACUGACAGCUGCUCAGACAUCUGCACUGAAUCUACGUGGGGGGUCUCUAUGCAGGUGCGCGAUGAGGUCAAUGGGACAGGCAUUCAUAGUAUCACCUUCAGACAAGGUGACGGGAACUUGAACACCACCCUGCUCUCAGGCACCGACAGCAUAAUGCUGCUGACCUACAAUGCGUCCUGUUGCUCACCUGAUGUGGAAAUAAUAGCUGUGGAUAAUGUGGGUAAUGUAAAGUCUUGUUUCUUCUCUGUCCGGAGAGCGACCACCGCGAUGAGCACUACACUCAUCACAACCACCACAGCCAUUCACAACAUCUACACCAAAUCUACCACAGCCACUAACAACUACAGCACCAACUCUACCACAGACGCUAACAACUACAGCACCAAAUCUACCACAGACGCUAACAACAACAGCACCAAAUCUACCACAGACGCUAACAACAACAGCACCAACUCUGACACCACCACCACCACCAUUGUUACCACUCCGUCCAAGACAUCAUCAGCUGCUGUGCCGUUGUCUACCGGUGCAGCUCAGCUCUUUGUACUUUUCCUCAGUGCCAUAAUUCUAAGCCUCUGUUAACUCAGUCAGUCUAAACAUGUUACUGUGGAUAAAGAAUUAACUUCACUGCAGUUGCCCAUUUAAAACCUAUGGGUUGGAAAGUAAUUAAUUACAUUUACUCCUGUUACUGUAAUUGAGUAGGUUUUUUGUGUA